Pieris rapae (cabbage white) is the source of this 2269-nucleotide messenger RNA. RefSeq names its product juvenile hormone esterase. Lineage: Eukaryota; Metazoa; Arthropoda; Insecta; Lepidoptera; Pieridae. The transcript is spliced from 3 exons. Bases 55 to 1830 code for a protein of 591 amino acids. The record is from RefSeq and is a predicted model, not a curated record.
AUAUUGAAUUAUUAUAGUUAAUUAUAUAAAUAUUGAAUUAUAGUUAUAUUGAAAAUGCAUUAUUUUAAAAAACCUUGGAGCAUAAUGUUUUUGUUUAUAACGUUCGCAAAAUGUGGUGCAAAUAACGAUGUAAAAUUGAACUUAAAACAGGGUACGUUAUCAGGAUUAAGAAAACAAACGUUUUUGAAUGAUAAAAUAUAUUAUUCGUUUACGGGAAUACCUUUUGCCAAUCCGCCGCUUGGUGCUUUGAGGCUUCAGCCACCUCAGUCUCAUGAAGGUUGGGAAGGCAUACUAAAGGCCCACGAGGAAAAACCAACAUGUUUCCAAGUCAGCUUUAGAAUAAGAAAUAAUGAGCCACCUGGAUUCUCCGGCUCUGAGGAUUGCCUUUACUUAAAUGUCUACUCUCCCGAUAUAGAAAGUUCUGUUCCUGUAGUCGUUUUCGAUUACAAUGAUAAUUUCAAAACGGGCUUUAAUGGAUCACAGACAUAUUCACCAGACUUUUUCAUUGAAGAGGGAGUAAUAGUCGUCAAUAUUAACCAUCGGCUGGGUAUUUUUGGUUAUUUAACCACAGAAGAUGAUGUUAUACCACCUAAUGCAGGAUUACAAGACUUCAUUUUAGGUCUAGAGUGGAUUCAAGAUAAUAUCAAGGCAUUUGGAGGUGACCCAAAACGAGUUACCGUUAUGGGAAAUCGUGGCGGUGCAGUAAUAGCUAAUAUCUUACUACAUUCAGAUAAGGCCAAAAAUCUAUUUUCUUCCGUUAUAUUACAGAGUGGAACAGCAAUGGAAUCUAUUUAUUUUGAUAAUAAUCCUAAAGAGAAAGCAUUUAAAAUUGGAGAAUUACUCAAUAUUACGACAGACGAUUCUAAAAUCCUUUUAGAAAAACUGCAAUUAGUAGAUGCUAAUACUUUACUCUCUUUGGAAGGAAACGUUUUCGAUGACAGAGUCAUGAAUGAUCUGCAGUUAAGCAUUGACACUUUUUCACCAACUAUUGAUAAAAACACUAAAAACGCUGUGAUUGCAACUUUACCUGAAAACGCUAAUAUAGUUAAUGAUGUUCCUGUGUUAGUAGGAUUUAACUCACGAGAAGGACUCGAUUUAGUGUCGCCUUACCUAAUGGAACCAAGGAUGGUUAAUGAUAUUAGAAACACUUUAUUUAUAUUCCCAAUAAGGGUCGAUUUCCAUUUCGAUCGCAAUAGUAGUAUAUUUCAUAACGCACUGAGUGAAGCCCUACAUUUCUAUUUGAAAGAUGGAUAUUUGCAUUACACUAAUAUUUUAGAUUACGCUGUGUAUGUGGGCGAUCUAUUUCAGAAUUAUGCUUUGCAUACAACUGCAAAGAAAUUAUCUAGAGAUCUGAAAUCCGAAGUCUACUAUUACUUAUUUGAUUAUAGAGGAGCAUUAAAUGAAAAUAGCGAAUACAUAUCUAGAUUUUUAAGAUUCAGCAUGGAGCACUGGGGCGCAACAAUUACUGAUGAACUUUGUUAUUUACUUUUGUGCACACGAAUUAAGAAGACGUACAAUCAAUACAAAAAAUUGCCCAGUGAGCAGCCUGAAUUUAAAGUGUUGAAGAAAAUGGUCAGGAUGUGGACAAAUUUUGCGAAAUACGGAAAUCCUACACCUAUUGGAAAUGAUGACAUUUUAAAAGAUACAAAAUGGCUACCGAUGGAUAAAAAAGGUGAUUCGAAUUACCUCCAUAUAUCGAAAACGUUAAAAAUGAAGAAGAAUCCUUUGGGUAAACGAUCCGAAUUUUGGGACGCAUUCUUAAAUAAAUACAGGGAAUUGACAAAAGAUGGUACGGCUGUAAACGAAGAAAUACACCAUUUUGAAUUGUAAUUGUAGUUUAUAAUUCUGUAAUGUAAAUUAACACUGUUUUACAAGUUUCAAAAAUAUCCGUACAAGUCAAUAGAAAUUCUUCAAUCUUUUGUUGUAAAUGCUGCUAUCUAGCGAUGCAAUACGUACAGUACAGAUUUAUUUAUUAUCUAGUUGUCUAGUUGAAAAUCUUAACACUGAACUCUCUUUAGUUCGAGCCUAAACUGCCAGAUGGCAGUGUUUUCAUUAUGAUUUUAUUAAAGUUUAAGUAAAUUACAUUUUAUAAGUUAGCGAAUGUUUCAUGCCUUAUGCGAGUGGAAAUUAAAUAGCUGUAAUUAUUUACUAACUGUAGAGUACAUAUAAAUAGUACCAUAUUCUUCUAGUUUUCAAUGACUGUGGAAUUUUAUUGACAUUUUAGUGACAAAAAUAAUAAUAAUUAUGGUUUAUAGUAUGCACUAAAAUU